CAAACGAAGAGAAAUAACUUGGAAUUUGAUGGACAGGUGAAAAUAAAAAUAAAUUGAUGAAGCAGCCGGAAUAUAUGUUAUGGUGAAGGGAUUUUUUUUUGAGAUUGUGGUCAAAUGUGGCGCCGGUGUUCCUUUUAUCUCUGCCGGUUUUACUCUGAUGGUAAAUUCACUGAUUUGUUGCGCUCGCGCGGUUUUUUCCACCGAAGACGCGAGUAAACGGGUGGUUAACGUCCUCGGUUUGUGAAUUUUCGUACAAAAUUAUAUUUAAGUUGAUCAAUUAGGGGGACUAAUCCUCCACUCUCUGUAAAAAAAAAAUUGUCAACCCUGGAGUAAUAUUUGGUAACGCAAAAAUAAAGGAGCAAAAUUUUAACACCCUUAAUUGAAAAAUCAGUCAAGUGAAGGUGAACGGUUGAAAUUAUAACAUUAUCGUAGCAUCUGAGGAUUUGAGUUGGGAUAAUGGCAGUGUGUUGACAUUUAAUUCACCGAGGAGAUUGUAAUUAAUUAGCAAUAAAGAAGUUUGUGGAAAAAAAUGGCCAAUAUUGCUGCACAGAGGAUAAAAAGGGAGUUCAAAGAGGUUAUAAAAAGCGAAGAGGUAGCCAAAUGUGCGAUUAGAGUUGAACUUGUUAAUGACAGUUUUACGGAGCUCAAGGGAGAAAUCGCUGGACCACCCGAUACACCUUAUGAAGGGGGUAACUUCGUGUUGGAGAUUAAAGUACCAGAAACUUAUCCAUUCAAUCCUCCAAAGGUACGUUUUAUCACCAAGAUAUGGCACCCCAAUAUAUCAUCGGUAACAGGAGCCAUUUGUCUAGAUAUCCUUAAAGAUCAAUGGGCAGCGGCUAUGACCCUACGAACAGUCCUGCUAUCUUUGCAAGCCUUAUUAUCAGCAGCGGAGCCAGACGAUCCCCAGGACGCUGUGGUAGCUAGACAAUUCAAAGAAAAUCCUGACAUGUUUCGUCAAACGGCCAGACAUUGGACGUCUGUCUACGCAGGAGGGCCAGCAAAGAUGCCAGAGCUGACCGAUAAGAUAAGAAGACUAACGGACAUGGGAAUUGAGGAGCAUAAUGCACGAGUAGCACUAUCCUCAUUCAACUGGGACUUGGAACGUGCCACUGAACAACUCUUCAGUUAGUGAUAGUACAAGGAAUAAAACUUGAACUCACCCAGUCCAUCAUCCCCUUUCCCCAUUAUUCAAAGUUAAAAAUCAUCAGUUAAUUGAUAAAAGACGCAGAGCGUCUCUCGUCCACCGAAAUAAAAUUCAAGCUUAAAGACAAUAUUACCACAGAGUUUAAAAAAAGGGAAAUUCAACUAUGAACUAUUAAAAACAAACGGAAUUAUCAGUGAAUAAAUUUUUUUGUAUAGUAGGCAUGAAUCCUGAAUAAAGCAGCUUGGAACGACGGUCGCAAGGAACACUCAAAGCCAAUUGCCGAUAUUCUCUUUUGGUCGCGAAAUCUAUUACGUACUCCUUUGAAGAACAAAUUGUGUAUAUUUCAUGGAAAAACAAUCGUGAUUCUUUUAGUGCUAGUUACAACCAUGUAUAAACUAUUACCGCAGUUUAUGAACUUUUAAAUAUAAACGGAAGAAAUGAUUUGUAUAUUUUUUUUUUGUGUUUGCUUGGUGCUAGUCCAGAGAACACGUGCAUUUAGGGGAGAUUCGACCGGAGAAAAAUCCAUUCAUAUUUUCAUAUUACAUACUCGGAACCAAUUCAUCAUAUUUCUAUUCAAUUUUUCUGUUCGACUGAAUGAAUUGUGUUUUUCAAGCAAUGAACAUGAAAAAUAAUUGAUAAGUCUUCGAAUCAGUCUCUGAAUCAAUUAAUUGUCGAUUUCUUUGAUCUUUAUUCUCAUAUUAUACGAUGGCUGAUUUCAGCCUGAUUUUUUCAUCAUCUGCUGGAAGUGAGCAUCAGACUAUUGAAUAAAUAAAUCUUUUUAAAUUGGA
Fopius arisanus is the source of this 1932-nucleotide messenger RNA. RefSeq names its product ubiquitin conjugating enzyme 4 (gene Ubc4). NCBI's taxonomy places the organism in Eukaryota, Metazoa, Arthropoda, Insecta, Hymenoptera, Braconidae. Gene Ontology annotation, molecular function: protein binding. Bases 530 to 1129 code for a protein of 199 amino acids. The transcript is spliced from 5 exons. The record is from RefSeq and is a predicted model, not a curated record.